UGGAAAAGCUAACUCAUGUUUCCACUCCAUUUUCAUUAAGAAGAUGUAUCAUGUCAUGAUCUAUUGCUCAAACCAAAUCACGCUAAUGUUAUGGAAGUUCCUGGAUUGUGUGAAACAAGAUUAAUACCAAAAAGACCCUCAUCUUUCAUAAUCCAAAAUGGAAAGUUGGCUAUGGAGAUUCCAUGCGGUCAAAGAUUUAUACAGACACAAAGGGGUUCGACAGGAAAGUCAUUUUGAUCCAAUAAAUUCUUAGGGUCAAAUAAAGACAAAGGAUAUGUUAGUGACCUAGCAUGACAAAGCACUCUCCAAGGGCAUGGAAUGUCUAAUUUUUUGGUCAAAAUCUUGAUAGUAAUGUCUCUAUUAGAUUCUCCGGUCGAAAUAUGGGAAAACUCCAUUCAAUUCUUGAUGCAAACAGAGUUUUGCAAAUUCUCCCCAGAACUGGAAGAUCUUUUCGAGAUCUUCAAACAUAUUGGAGGGUUCAAUGUGACUAUUGUUACUUCGGCUAACACACAAGAUGAGACUUUACCACCGUGGCGUGGCUUUUUUAAAAAAGAUGAGGGUCAAUAA
Vitis vinifera (wine grape) is the source of this 567-nucleotide messenger RNA. RefSeq lists its product as uncharacterized. Gene Ontology annotation, cellular component: cytosolic large ribosomal subunit; ribosome. The record is from RefSeq and is a predicted model, not a curated record. Gene Ontology annotation, biological process: translation. Gene Ontology annotation, molecular function: RNA binding; structural constituent of ribosome. The transcript has a single exon. NCBI's taxonomy places the organism in Eukaryota, Viridiplantae, Streptophyta, Magnoliopsida, Vitales, Vitaceae.